Messenger RNA from Physeter macrocephalus (sperm whale), 3386 nucleotides. It is a transcript of the gene EMC8, whose product is annotated as ER membrane protein complex subunit 8. The transcript has 5 exons. Gene Ontology annotation, cellular component: EMC complex. The record is from RefSeq and is a predicted model, not a curated record. Bases 261 to 893 code for a protein of 210 amino acids. Lineage: Eukaryota; Metazoa; Chordata; Mammalia; Artiodactyla; Physeteridae.
UAAGAGACAGCUUUUCGGCGGCGCCCGGCGAGAAGCGCGAGGGGAGUCUGACGUGGGCUCCUCGGUCUCUCCGGUGGGGAAGCCGGCGUCGAGAGGAGCCGAGCCCGAGCGGGGCCUGGCCUGUGGGGGCCCCCGCCAGCCGCGGGACCGCGCCAGGCAGCCGCCGCCUCGUCCCACUUCUCCCCUGAGGCGCCGCGCGGCCGGGCAGCGGAUCCAGGCCUCGGCCGGCGCCGGGCCUCCGGGGCCCUCCCGGGCUCACCAUGCCCGGGGUGAAGCUGACCACCCAGGCCUACUGCAAGAUGGUGCUGCACGGCGCCAAGUACCCACACUGCGCCGUCAACGGACUGUUGGUGGCCGAGAAGCAGAAGCCGCGCAAGGAGCACGUUCCUCUGGGCGGCCCGGGUGCCCACCACACCCUCUUCGUGGACUGUAUACCCCUCUUCCACGGCACCCUGGCCCUCGCCCCCAUGCUGGAGGUGGCCCUCACCCUGAUUGAUUCAUGGUGCAAAGAUAAUAGCUAUGUGAUUGCCGGUUAUUAUCAAGCUAACGAACGAGUAAAGGAUGCCAGUCCGAACCAGGUCGCGGAAAAGGUGGCCUCCAGGAUCGCCGAGGGCUUCAGCGACGCGGCUCUCGUCAUGAUGGACAACACUAAGUUCACCAUGGACUGCGCGGUACCCACAAUCCACGUGUACGAACACCACGAAAACAGGUGGCGCUGCGGAGACCCCCACCAUGAUUACUGUGAAGACUGGCCAGAGGCCCAGAGGAUCUCGGCGUCACUCCUGGAUAGCCGGUCCUACGAAACGCUCGUGGAUUUCGAUAACCACCUGGAUGACAUUCGGAAUGACUGGACAAAUCCGGAGAUCAAUAAAGCUGUUCUGCACCUGUGUUAGGGAGGGAUUUCAGUGACUGGUCUCUGGGCAUUUCCACUACACUGAAGAAGAAAAGCUAUUGUUAAAUGUAAAGAAGAUCUCUCAUAGCCUGUGUGGAAAGCUGGCGGUGUUCAGAAGUGGCAUGUGUGCCUUGAGAGAGGGCAGAAUGUCCCAUCAGUCACCUUUCCAAUGCAGAGCCUCGAGGACAGGCAUAGACUGUCCCAUCUGACCAUCCCUGUGGAGGCCUUCCCAGUUGUGCGUUGCUAUAAUUCUUCAAAUCAGAGCUAUUUCUGCUUGUCCAAGAUUGUUCCUAUUAAACAAUUUUAACUAACCUUUUAUAAUCUGCAGAGAAUACUUUUUAAGGCUUAUGAACUGUCUUAAAAAAAAAAAAAAAGAAAGGCCCAGAUCUUAUACCCGAAUGAGAGUGUUUGUGAGUUUUCAUCCUGUUUGAGUUAAUAUCGUCCAGACCUGGGAUCGGGCAGGCACGUGGCGUGCCGGUGCCGAGCAGUUUCUGAGAGCCGUGUGCUGGUGUCAGCAGUCGGGAGGCUGCAGCUACGAACAGCACACCCCGCCCCCCCGCUGUCAGGCUUCCGUUGCUGCCACGACUCUACACGUGGGAAUAAUGCCACAGUUGCCUGAGAAACCUUCAUCAUUAAGGGCAAAAACACACAUUGUUGGGAAGGCAGCUUGGAUGGGAGCACAGUGUAAUAAUCCUCAACCAGAAAGCUUGUAAACCUGUGGAACCAAAAGAAAAGCGGAACCGUGCUAAGAUUAUCUUAAAAAGGCAAGAAUCGGUCCUAACUCCUGACUGACUUGCAUGAUUAUCCGAAUGGUUCUGAUUUACGUCUUCAAAACAAUUAUUUUUUUUUGUAUUUGAAGCAACAAAAGCAGAACAAAACUUAGGGUCCUGGAGUUUUAUAGGGCACUGUCUGUAAUCAUUAUACUUGAAACAAUCAGUCAAGCUUUUUAACCCAGUCGUAGGAAACUGAUGGGGAAACUUUAUGGUUCCAUUACAUCUUUUUCUCUUUUACGUGAAUUAUUUCACACAGAGUUCAGAGAACCGUACCUUUGCUACUGCCUUUUUCUGGACUACGUGAAGGAAAUUUGUAACAGUCGGAUAAUCUAUUGAAAAGGUUUAUGACACAGCAUUCACUAUUUUCUCUUAAUAAGUAGGAAACGUUUCAGCAUUGCUUACAAUAGAUGUGCUUUAUUUGGUCCACCAGAUUCUCUCUUCUUUCUUCAAUUCCCGCUCGCCCUUGGCUUUUUAAGCUGACUUUAAGUCACGUGGGGAAGACGAAGGGGUGAUGGAUGCAUCGGUACACUUUAUCUUUUCGCUCUCCUCGACUUAGACGCCAGGGCCAGCCCAAGUGAAACGCAGUGGACAGUCUAGUCCCAGAUGGGUCUGUAUUUGUUUCGAAAAAGAAAAGAGUUAUCUCCAGCAUUUACCACAGAAGAGGCUGUCUUGGGACUUCCCUGGUGGCGCAAUGGUUAAGAAUUCACCUGCCAAUUCAGGGGACACGGGUUCGAUCCCUGGUCUGGGAGGAUACCACCUGCCGGGGAGCAACUGAGCCCGUGCGCCGCAACUACUGAGCCUGCGCUCUAGAGCCCGCGAGCCACAACUACUGAGCCCACGUGCCACAACUACUGAAGCCCGCGCGCCUAGAGCCCGUGCUCCACAACAAGAGAAGCCACCGCGAUGAGAAGCCCUCGCACGGCAACGAGGAGUAGCCCCCGCUCGCCGCAACUAGAGAAAGCCCGCGCGCAGCCACGAAGACCCAACGCAGCCAAAAAUAAAUAAAUAAAUAAAUAAAAAUAAAGUAAAAAUUAAAAAGAAAAAGAAAAGGCUCUCUUUUCCUCGGAUUAAAAUGAACAUGUGCUACCUCCAGGUGAAGGUCAAGGGGAACUGGCAGGGCUGUUUGGAACAAAAGGUGUGGCCAAGGCUAGUUUUGGAGGCAUUGCAAGGAUAGUCUUAUUUUCCCUCAUUUUCACCUCUUUGUGGAAUUCUUGUUCUCGAUGCCACCACCUUCCCAGGAACAUGUGCCGUUCUCCAGUAUGGAUUUCAGCCUAGAACCAGGCGCCCUGUCUAUGGCUGAGUCAGGCUUAUGUUUUCAGAAGAAAGCGUAUUAAAUACUCUGAAGGGAGGAACGGAUCUGUGCAAAAAACAAAAACAGAUUUCCAAAGUGCAGAUAACUGGUCCUGGAUGCUUGUAAAGACAGCAGAAGCCUCUGAGGGGAGCCCCAGGCCUUGUGCUGGGCUCCCCUCCCUCUUACCUCUCCAAGCCUUGCUGUGUGGGCUCUGAGCCUCCGGUCUCCUGGCCCUAAGAACAGUCUUCAUUUUUCCCCACGCAACGUAAAAGUGAGAGACUGGCAGUUAGCCACUGAAAUGGACUCACACCCUGCCUUUUCCUAGAAAAGACUCAAAGGAGCAGCACAGAGUAUAUUUGUACAUUGAAGAGAUCUUCGUCCGUCAGAAUGUUCCUGAGUAACUCCUUCCUACUGAAAUCUGAAGGGGUCG